UUCUCUCCUCCCUCUCUCUCUCUCUCUCUCUCAAUCUGCCUUUCUUUCUUUCUCUCCUCCCUCUCUCUCUCUCUCUCUCUCUCUCUCUCUCACACACACACUCUUCUCUCUCACUAUGAAUGACACAACUCCGCUCCACACCCUUGUCCCGAAUCCGUGUUGAAGGCUCCCCGUGGCCAAGUGACCAGCUGAUUUAGCGCGAGACGAGCAAGACGAACCGAGACGAGACCUCCUCUAAAGUGCGGCAGAGUUGUUCCGGUUCCGAGACACCAUGAGCUGGAGCUUCUUGACUCGCCUCUUAGAGGAAAUUCACAACCACUCGACAUUCGUGGGGAAAAUCUGGCUCACGGUCCUCGUGGUGUUUCGGAUCGUUCUCACUGCCGUGGGCGGCGAGUCCAUCUACUACGACGAGCAGAGCAAGUUUGUGUGUAACUCGGGCCAGCCAGGCUGCGAGAACGUGUGCUACGACGCCUUUGCGCCGCUCUCGCACGUCCGCUUCUGGGUAUUCCAGAUCGUUCUGGUGGCCACGCCCUCUCUGAUGUACCUUGGCUACGCCGUCAACAAGAUUGCACGCUUGGAGGAAGGCAAAGAGGGCGUCGUUGGCUCUUCGGUGAAAUUUUCCAAGAGCAGAAAGUUCUACUUGGGCAGACGUCAGAGCCGAGGUCUGGAGGAACCCGAAGAAGAUCAGGAGGAAGAUCCGAUGAUUUACGACACGACCGAAACGGAAAGCCGAAGCGACAGCACGACUCCGGGUGCGACGGGAAGCGGUGCGAAAACGCGACACGACGGCAGACAGCGAAUCCAGCGAGACGGACUGAUGAGAGUUUACGUCCUCCAGCUGGUCGCUCGGUCCGCUUUAGAAAUAUGCUUCCUGAUUGGUCAGUACACGCUCUACGGUUUCGCUGUCCCGGCUCGGUACGCGUGCUCGAGCGAACCGUGUCCUCACAUCGUGGAUUGUUUCGUUUCCCGUCCGACGGAGAAGACGAUCUUUCUGCUCAUCAUGUACGCCGUCACCAUGCUCUGCUUGCUGCUCAACGUCUGGGAGAUGCUCCAUCUCGGGCUGGGCACCAUGUUCGAUCUCCUGCUGGCCAGACAGCGGCGUUACGGCCCGGACGACGACCUCGCCGCGAGCGAGGAGAACGGACGAGGAGGAUACGGAGGGUACGCGCUGUCCUGGACGUCUCCUUCAGCGCCGCCGGGCUACAACAUCGCCGUGAAGGCGGAAACGGUGCCGUUUAAACAGAAGGAGGAGGCGACGGAGGAGGAGGCAUCACCCAGGGCGCAUCAGCAGCAGUACGGAAGCACAGAAGACAACUUCCUCCAGGUACAGAAAGCAGCGGAAAAGAACAGAAAGGCAAAGGAACAGCACGAGAAGAGAAAACGACGUGAACUUGAAAGAAACAAGCGAGACGGAAGCAGAGGGGACCGAGGGAGCAGCCGCAACAGCAGCAAGUCGGACGAGGGGAAGCCGUCUGUUUGGAUUUGAGACGCGAAACAACGAGAUCUGUUCGUGUCAGUAAACUGACGAGAUGUUUUUUGUUUUUUCCAGAACAGCCACGAGAAAGCCAUCUGUUUUACGGUUGAGGGUUUAGGUCUCGUGCUCAUCUUAGUAUCGGUAAACAAUCAACGAGAGGAACUUAACGGUUGUAUUUGAGACGUGAAGCGAUUUAGAAACACGCUACGUUUUUGCAACAGCAUGUAGCCUAUUAUUAGCAUGUAGCGAUUUGGGACACGGCAACCGGAUCAGCGAAUCAGACAACGGGAAAUUCGGAUUCGAGACGUAGCCGCGAACUAGGACGUCGUCGUUUCAUGAAUAAAAACAAACAUGUGAAAAGCAUCGAUCACUGAGACACGUAGCAGAAGUCGGUACGAUUAAACCGUCCUCCUCGUCUAAAAGCACUCGAUUGCACAAUCGCAAACUUCCUGAAUCGGAAACAGCUGGAUUUGCCACAGAGGAUUGUGGGUAAUGGCAAUAAACCUGCAUCCGCAGGCUUCGUAAACACGGCUGGCACCGGUUUCUUGUCCCUUUAGGAAAUUAAAGAAACGUGCACAAAUGAGGCAGAGUUUUUUUUUUUUUUUGUCCUUUCAGCUAAUCUGGAGUAGCGCUAACGUUAGCAUGCUGAAGGUUUCGUAAACAAGCGUUUCCCUUUUUGUCUCCGCUUCAUCGUGGAAAAUUAAAUAAACAUGCAGAGAACUUUUAUUUUUCUUUUCUCUUUGCUGUCUCAGAAGAAAAGCAGCACACACACACUGCUAGCAUCAGCUCUGUGUUAUUGGUUCUUUCCGUUGAAAUUUAAAGAAAUAUGCGGAGAGAGGAGGUGUUUUUUUUUUAUUCGUCUGUUUGUUUCUGGAUGUCGGACAUGAAAGAGAUUGAAAGUUUCCUUUGAGCUAAUCCAGAGCACAAUCACAGCAAGAUCAGAAGCAGAACUGAACCGAGACGACGGUUAGCGUCUGUUUCUCGUUGAGGUUAUUUUUGUUUGGUGCUGCUAUUACGUGCCUGAUAUUUCUUUCCUUCUUUCUUCUGUUGUUCUUGCUGUUCUUGUUGUCCAGCCCUGUUUCUCCACUCGAUCGAGUUAUAGCAUUAUUACCCAGAAUGCUUUUCUGCAGUCUGCUUUUCAAGAUGGAGGAUGAAUCAACAUAAACAGGAGCAAUAAAAUAUUUCAUAUUUA
This is a messenger RNA of Pangasianodon hypophthalmus (striped catfish), 2666 nucleotides long. RefSeq names its product gap junction gamma-1 protein. Lineage: Eukaryota; Metazoa; Chordata; Actinopteri; Siluriformes; Pangasiidae. The transcript has 3 exons. Gene Ontology annotation, cellular component: connexin complex. Bases 272 to 1486 code for a protein of 404 amino acids. The record is from RefSeq and is a predicted model, not a curated record. Gene Ontology annotation, biological process: cell communication.